This is a messenger RNA of Cornus florida, 2563 nucleotides long. RefSeq names its product putative receptor protein kinase ZmPK1. The transcript has a single exon. The record is from RefSeq and is a predicted model, not a curated record. NCBI's taxonomy places the organism in Eukaryota, Viridiplantae, Streptophyta, Magnoliopsida, Cornales, Cornaceae. The coding region runs from base 1 to 2409 and encodes 802 amino acids. Gene Ontology annotation, molecular function: protein serine/threonine kinase activity; ATP binding. Gene Ontology annotation, biological process: protein phosphorylation; recognition of pollen.
AUGAGAAACCAAACUCUUUCAUCUCCUUAUCUCAUCAUUCUUUUCUUGAUUCUCAUCUCUUCUGCAACUUCAAAGGUUCAGAAUUAUUUGGAGAGAGGCUCUUUUCUAUCAGUUGAGGAUGCCUCAGACCUUAUCACCUCCCCAGACAAUUCAUUCACUUGUGGCUUCUAUAGUGCGGAAAGCAACGCUUACUGGUUUGCAAUUUGGUUCACAAAUGCCAGAGACAGAACAGUUGUUUGGAUGGCGAAUCGAGACAAGCCUGUCAACAGCCAGGGUUCCCAGAUAUCUCUAAGGCGGAAUGGAGCCAUGGUCUUGACCGAUAUUGAUGGCUCAAUUGUGUGGGAGACUAAUACCACCUCCACUGAUGUUGCUAGAGCAGAGCUUCAUAAUACAGGUAACCUUGUUUUAAAGGAUCCACAUGGUAAAAUUCUCUGGCAAAGCUUUGAUUUUCCAACUGAUACUCUUUUGCCUACUCAGAGCUUUACAAAAAGCAAGAAGUUGAUAACUGCAAUGAAAAAUGGAAGUUUUGCUUCUGGUUACUUUAGUUUACUUUAUGAUAAUGAUAAUGUAUUGAGGUUGAUCUAUGAUGGGCCUGAGAUAUCAAGCCAAUAUUGGCCUAAUCCUGAUUAUGAGAUGUACCAAAAUGGAAGAACAAACUAUAACAGUCGCAGAAUUGGUCUGUUGGAUGAUAUGGGUGGGUUUCAAUCCAGUGAUAGGCUUCAUUUCAAUGCUUCUGACUUGGGUUUUGGUAUCAAAAGACGGCUAACAAUUGAUUUUGAUGGGAAUCUAAGGCUUUAUAGCUUGAAUGAUUCGACAGGAUGGUGGGAUAUAACAUGGCAAGCUCUUACACAGCCAUGUAAUGUGCAUGGGAUAUGUGGGAGAUAUGGGAUUUGUGUUUAUACACCAGAACCAAUGUGUUCAUGCCCUCCUGGUUAUGAGGUAAGAAACUCAACUGACUGGAAUGAAGGUUGCAAACCAUUGUUCAAUCGAACCUGUUCAAACUCUGAGCAGGUGAAAUUUGUAGAGCUUCCCCACACCGAUUACUGGGGGUUCGACCUUAAUUUUACCACAUCUAUCUCACUAGAAGAAUGUAGGGAAAUCUGCUUGGGGGAUUGCAGUUGCGAGGCAUUUAGCUAUAGGCUUACAGGAUAUGGACAAUGUUACACAAAAAGUGCACUUUUCAAUGGAUACCAGUCUAUAAGUUUUCCAGGCACUAUAUACUUGAGGCUUCCGACAAGUGUGCAAGCAUCAGAACCCACAGUCCUAUAUGGUUCUGAUCCCAAAUGUGGAUCCAGUGUAGUUGAAAUUGGGGUGGAUUCUCCCGCCAUGUUUGACUUAAGCAAAGAGGUGAAAUGGGUUUAUCUUUACUCGUUCGCUUCAGUAAUUGGAGCAAUUGAGCUUUUGUUUUUUGUAAGCCUUUGGUUUCUUUUCAGAACUGGUGUGCCCAAUAUUGUUGAAGAUGGAUAUUUGGAGCUAUCAAGUCAGUUCAGGAAGUUUAGCUACAGGGAGCUUAAGAAGUCAACCAAUAAUUUCAAGGAAGUGCUUGGAAGAGGAGGCUUUGGGGCAGUUUAUAAGGGUGUAUUGUCAGAUGAAAGGGUGGUGGCAGUGAAGAGAUUGGGAGAUGUGCUACAAGGGGAAGAAGAAUUUUGGGCAGAAGUGAGUACAAUAGGAAAAAUCAAUCACAUGAACCUAGUGAGAAUGUGGGGAUUCUGUGCAGAAGUGAGGCAUAGACUCCUAGUCUACGAGUAUAUCCAAAAUGGUUCAUUGGACAAGCACUUGUUUUCCACAAGUUUUCUUGGAUGGAAAGAGAGAUUUAAAGUUGCAAUUGGGAUGGCCAAGGGUUUGGCCUACCUUCACCAUGAGUGUCUAGAAUGGGUUAUCCAUUGCGAUGUGAAGCCUGAAAAUAUACUUCUAGACGGUGAUUUUGAGCCCAAGAUUGCGGAUUUUGGUCUAGCAAAACUGUCUCAGAGAGGUAGCCAGGGAUCAGAGGUCUCUCGCAUUCGAGGGACCAAAGGGUACAUGGCUCCAGAGUGGGCUUUGAACCUUCCUAUCACUGCAAAAGUGGAUGUCUAUAGCUAUGGAGUUGUGAUUCUUGAGAUUGUGAAGGGAAUUCGACUUUCGAAUUUGGUGAUAUUAGAGGAUGAUGAAGUACAGGAGGCGGAGCUUACAAGGUUUGUCAGGAUGGUGAAGAGGAAAAUUCAAUGUGAAGAAGACUCUUGGAUAGAGGAUAUAGAUGUGGAUCCAAGAUUGAGAGGGCAAUUUAACAGGUCCGAAGCAGUGAAACUGGUUGAAAUUGGUAUUUCCUGCGUGGAGGAAGAUAGAAGCAAGCGACCAACAAUGGAUUCAGUGCUCCAAGUUCUACUAGAAUGUGAAGAUGAAUACAAAAUGCAUGCUCCAGACGAUGAGUAAUGAAAUUCAGCUAUAAGUGUCUUCUUUCUUCUUUUUUGUUUUUGUUUUUGUUUUUGUUUUUGUUUUGUUUUUUUUAAGGCCGUUAUUGUGAAUAAUAUAAACGUUCAGUUAGAGUAGCUGAGUUUACUGUAUUUUCAAUAUAGAUGAGAGUAUA